Dromiciops gliroides (monito del monte) is the source of this 1682-nucleotide messenger RNA. It is a transcript of the gene TXK, whose product is annotated as TXK tyrosine kinase. Gene Ontology annotation, biological process: tissue regeneration; peptidyl-tyrosine autophosphorylation; regulation of platelet activation. Gene Ontology annotation, molecular function: protein binding; non-membrane spanning protein tyrosine kinase activity; ATP binding. Lineage: Eukaryota; Metazoa; Chordata; Mammalia; Microbiotheria; Microbiotheriidae. The record is from RefSeq and is a predicted model, not a curated record.
AUGUUCUGUCUUUCAGACAAUACCAUCCAGUCCAUUUUCUGUUGCUGUUGCUCGGUUCAGAAGAGACAAGUGAGAACACAAAUGAACCUGAACAAUGAUGGAAAUUCAAGUGAAGAGUAUACUUGGUGCCCAAAGCAGCCCUCUUAUGCAUCUCCUCAUAAGAACCAAUCCAACAGCGGGCAUGUUCAGCCAUCCAAAAAAAAGCCAUUGCCACCCCUCCCACAAGGGGAAAGUCAUGGGGAGAAGAUCCGAGUUGUGGCUCUCUAUGACUUCCUUCCCAGAGAAUCCUGUAAUUUAGCAUUAAAGAGAGCAGAAGAAUACCUGGUACUAGAGAAAUACAAUCCUCACUGGUGGAAGGCAAGAGACCGAACUGGGAAAGAAGGAUUAAUCCCUAGCAACUAUGUGACAGAAUACAAGCUAACCAAUUUGGAAAUAUAUGAGUGGUAUCAUAAAAACGUCACUAGAAAUCAGGCAGAAGAUCUUUUGCAACAAGAGGUAAUCAAAGAAGGUGCAUUUAUUGUCAGAGUCAGACGUUUGGGAGCUUACACCAUCUCUGUGUAUUCAAGAGUUAGAAGGAGUGAUAAGAUACCCAUCAAGCAUUAUCAGAUUAAAAACCAUGACUCAGGGCAGUGCUAUGUGAGUGAAAGACACCUUUUCCCAUCAAUACCAGAACUGAUUCGGUAUCAUCAGCACAAUGCAGCAGGGCUCAUAACCCGUCUCCGGUAUCCAGUUGGCCCCAUGGGAAACUGCUUGCCAGCAACGGCUGGUUUUAGCUAUGAGAAAUGGGAGAUUGAUCAAUCUGAGUUGACUUUUAUAAAGGAAAUUGGAAAAGGCCAGUUUGGUGUAGUCCAUUUAGCUAAAUGGAAAUCACAUAUCCUAGUUGCUAUUAAGGCCAUCAAUGAAGGAGCUAUGUCAGAAGAUGACUUCAUUGAGGAGGCUAAAGUGAUGACGAAAUUAUCUCAUUCAAGACUGGUACAACUUUAUGGAGUAUGCAUCCAACAGAAGCCACUCUACAUUGUAACAGAGUUUAUGGAAAAUGGCUCUCUGCUUAAUUAUCUCAGACAGAGACAAGGAAGACUUAGGAGAGGGAUGCUACUGAGCAUGUGCCAGGAUGUAUGUGAAGGGAUGGAGUACCUAGAGAGGAGUAGCUUCAUUCACCGGGAUUUAGCUGCCAGAAAUUGUUUGGUCAGCGCUACGUGCAUAGUAAAGAUUUCAGACUUUGGAAUGGCAAGGUAUGUCUUAGAUGAUGAAUAUAUCAGCUCUUCAGGUACCAAGUUCCCAGUUAAGUGGUCAGCCCCUGAAGUCUUUCACUUCAACAAAUACUCAGGCAAAUCUGAUGUCUGGUCAUUUGGAAUUUUGAUGUGGGAAGUUUUUACUGAGGGCAAGAUGCCUUUCGCCAAGGAAUCCAAUUUACAAGUUGUCGAAGCUAUUUCCAAAGGGUUCAGGCUGUAUCGUCCACACUUGGCUCCAAUGACUGUGUAUGAAGUCAUGUACAGCUGUUGGCAUGAGAAACCUGAAGGCCGCCCCACUUUUGCUGAAUUGACUCAGGCACUCACAGAUAUAGCAGAGACUGGGUGACCUGAGAUGGAACAUCAAAGACCCUGAGACCAGUGUCCUCCUUGUCCAACUUUCAGGAAAGGAAAUUCCUUUUUUUGUUAUUGAUAAUGAUCUUCUUUAGAAAG